UGUGCAAGAAUUAUUGCAUUGCAUAUGCCUCCCAAAUUCCGUAUUCUCCUUCACAAAAUCAACAUUAACACAACUCUUUUCUUGUUAUGUUCUACAAUCCAAAAUCCAACAAUGACACACACAUAAAGACAUUUUAUAUGUAAGUUACCUUCUGAUAAACAACAGUAUAAAAAAGAAAAAAGGAAAAGAGAAAUUAGUCAACUUCAGAAAAUAAUGGUGAAUUAUCCAAAGCUUUUGACAAACAAAUCAUUAGAAAAUGAUGUCCUUUGAUUGUUUUCUAAUCGUGUAUCCUAUGACAUUUUGAAAAGGCAUAAUCCCACAACUGCGAAGCUAUAUUCGGAACUUUUAAACCUCGAGUCCAACGAAUUUCACUUCUCUACGUUUACCUGUUUGUCUCUACUCAACUUCCCGUCUUCUGGUCCUUCUCCAUAUCUUCUAUAUGAUGCUGAUGAUGGGUUCUUCUUAAAUUCUCCGCAUUUCAAAAAGUUUUCCUCGCAUUCCAUUGCUAUUGCAACUCAUAUGCGAUUGGAUUGAACCAGUUAUAUGGGGACCGAGUCUUGGUUUAGUAAUUUUUGGCGGAAUUCAGGUAGGGGUUCAGCAGAGAAUGACAAGGCUGCAAUUGGAGUUUUGGCAUAUGAAGUUGCAAGUUUGAUGUCCAAAGUUGUUAGUUUUUGGCAUUUUUUGAGUGACCAGGAGAUAUUGAGGUUGAAGAAAGAUAUUUUGAAGUCAGUUGGGAUUCGAAAGCUUGUAGCUGAUGAUAAUGAUCAUGUUAUGGAUCUUGCACUAAAUGAGAUCAUGGAAAAUUUCAGACUCAUAUCAAGCUCUGUGGCCAGGCUAGGAAGGAGGUGUGUAAAACCUCCAUUUUGCCAUUUUGAACAUUUUAUCAAUGACCCACUUGGCAAUCUUGAGUGGUUUGAGUGGGACUAUAGAUUGAAAAAGAUGGAAAGAAAAGUGAAAAAAAUGGAGAGAUUUGUUGCCUUCACAAUGCAAUUAUCUCAGGAGGUUGAAGUUCUUGCAGAGCUUGAGCAAACUCUUCGAAGAAUGAAGGCAAAUCCUGAUGUUAAUCGAGGGAAAUUGGUUGAGUUUCGACAGAAAGUGACGUGGCAGCGGCAGGAAGUCAGAAAUUUACAAGAGAUGUCUCCAUGGAUUAGAACUUAUGAUUACAUUGUCCGGCUUCUAGCGAGAUCACUUCUAACAAUACUUCAAAGGAUCAAGUAUGUCUUUGAGAUUAGCCAACUGUCAUCUACUAAUGGAAAUGAACAUGUUUAUAUGAAUCCUACUUGUCUUCCCCGGAGCCAUUCUGUUUCUGUUCUUAUGCAAGCAUCAAUACAUCCUUCAGAGAAUAUUUUAUGUGGAAUCUCUACAGGACCUUUGUGCAAAUCAGAUUCAAUGUCAAGAAUAGUGGUUGACAAGAAUAAAAAAAACGAGCAACAGCAUCACUCGAAAACCAACCGUUUGUCUCAUGUUGGCCCAUUCAAAGAAUGCAUGAUGAGCGGAAGCGAGUCUCCUUUUCUUGAGAGCUAUAAGUCAACUUUCCAGGGUUCUGUAGAGUUUAACAGCAAUUGUGCAAAAAGUAUUGACAAAAUUGAAAGCUUGAAUGCGAAAUCUCCUCCUCGCAAUGGUAGAAUUUAUUCUAAAUUAGCCCUUUUCAGCUCAAAAUCUGGGUUGCUGGAUGCUUCUCCAUCUACUCUUGGCCAUGCUGAGCUAGCUCUUCAUUAUGCAAAUGUGAUUGUAUUGGUUGAGAACUUAGCUUCAUCACCUCACUUAAUUGAUUAUAAAAAUAGAGAUGAUCUGUACAAUAUGUUACCCACAACUAUAAGAGCUGCUUUAAGAACUAGAUUCAAGGGUUAUGGCAAAUCUCUAGGUUCAUUUGCAUAUGAUGCUUCCCUUGCAGAAGAAUGGAGUCGGGAACUCAAACGGACAUUGAAAUGGUUGUCUCCACUUGCACAUAACAUGAUAAGAUGGCAUUCUGAGAGAAAUUUUGAGAGAGAGCAGGAAGUUUCAAGGACAAAUGUCCUUCUGGUACAAACACUCCAUUAUGCAAAUCAAGCAAAAACUGAAGCUGCAAUUACAGAGCUUCUUGUGGGCCUAAACUACAUUUGCAGGAUUAAUGGAUACCUUAAUGAAACACACCAGCCGGAGUCUUCAGUGUUCAGAGUUGAUUACAGUUCUGAAAAAGGACGACAAUAUAUGCAACGAGGUAUGGAGUACAACAAGAUAUUCAAAAGUCUCAUGACUUGAAGAUGAUCAAUCUUUAUCAGAUGCACCCCCAAACGGAUGAUUUGGUCUACUUGACAAUGCUUCCAUGAACUACUACUUGUAGCAUGUCCACUUUGUGUCUACUUUCUUUGGAGCAAGUCAUGGCUCAUUGAAUCAAUUAUUAGGGCAAUUAAUUAUAGUCUUAGGGCAUUCUAUAUGUAAAGUAUAUCUUAUCUUGUAUGAUAAUUUCUAUAGUAUCAGGAAAUGCAAAUUUCACUUUGAGCAAA
Messenger RNA from Jatropha curcas, 2486 nucleotides. Its product is annotated as protein PSK SIMULATOR 1. Gene Ontology annotation, biological process: positive regulation of growth. Lineage: Eukaryota; Viridiplantae; Streptophyta; Magnoliopsida; Malpighiales; Euphorbiaceae. The record is from RefSeq and is a predicted model, not a curated record.